Messenger RNA from Verruconis gallopava, 1540 nucleotides. RefSeq lists its product as uncharacterized. Lineage: Eukaryota; Fungi; Ascomycota; Dothideomycetes; Venturiales; Sympoventuriaceae. The transcript has 3 exons. The coding region runs from base 111 to 914 and encodes 267 amino acids. The record is from RefSeq and is a predicted model, not a curated record.
CUGAGCUGGUGGCCGCGCAAUCCAGAGCAGGCGCUUUAAAAGUCGAAAGCGGCCUCUCUGCUGUUUCUCUGCUGCAAGUCUACCGCUCAUAGUCUGAAAGAAGCACAACAAUGGCUCCGCUCGCUGACACCAAGACUGUUGAGCUCGUCGCCAGGGCAACAGAACAGCUCUCGCGUCGCAACCUGAGCGUGAACAGCACGCAAGCCGUGACGUUGGGGAUCAUUGCAGUGUACGUGGUCGUCAUCGCUCUCUUGUGGAACAUCCCCGUCGUGAGAAACGUUUUGUGGCCUUUCAAGAUGUUGACCAUUGCUUUCCAUGAGUUCGGUCAUGCGUUCGCGGCGGUCCUGACGGGCGGCAAAGUCGAAAGCAUUUCGCUCGAUCCAAACGAAGGUGGAGUCACCCAUAUGCGCGGCGGAAAGCAGGCUAUCACUUUGCCCGCCGGCUACCUUGGAUCAUCCAUCAUCGGAGCUCUGCUAAUCUUUUGCGGCUUCGACAUCGUCGCUUCAAAAGUUGCCAGCAUCGCUCUUGGCGUUUGCUUUCUACUUACCCUAUGGUGGGCACGACGAGAUUGGCUUACGAUUGUGACGAUUCUACUUGCCGUGGGCUUGCUCGUGGCUUGCUGGUUCAUCAAACAUGCUGAACCUCUUCGCUUCGUCGUUCUGUUCAUUGGUGUCAUGAGCAGCUUGUACUCGGUCUGGGAUAUUUGCGACGAUCUUAUCCUCCGCAAGGUCAACAGCUCAGAUGCCAGCGUCUUCGCGAAGCGAUACGGCGGCUCUUCGCGAUGCUGGGGUGUUAUCUGGAGCUUUAUCUCCGUCUUUUUUAUGGUAAUCGCCAUCAUCGCCGGCAUCGCGGCCUUUCAUCAAACUUGGGCGCAACAGGAAAAGGAUUCGAAAGGGUUUAUUCCAACGCGUUAAAGGACAGUGAUGAGGAAAGAUAGCAGCAUCGGCUAUUUUCGUCAAUACCGGAUCACUUUCGGAACGUUGUGAACGCACUUCAAAUAGUUCACUCCUCUAGGAUCGACAUGCUAAAGUACAAAAAAGCUUUUCAUGUGGUCAAACAACAGAGCUAUCUAUGCCCUUUUCGCUUUGGCAUCACCAAUCAGGUACCUCGCCAAUGAGAUCGAGGCGAUUUUUUUAAUCGGGAACCUUGGUUCAAGUCAUGUGGCCUACGAAACAAAUGAGCGAGUAUGAAAGGCAUGUAUAGUUCUACGAUCAUUGGUACAUGUUGUGCCAUGUUUACGAUAAUUGCCGGCAUUGUGUCUCGAGGGCUAGUAGCUGGGGAAAGCUUUCUUCUAAGCGGCGAGUCUCAUCUAUUGCAGCUUAGCCUUGGAGGGAUUGAUUUGAAUCAAGUCGAUUGUGGCCUAUCCCAGACAUCUUGAUUAACAGUCGAGCUCCGACGUAGAAGUGGAGGGGUCAAGCGUGGGUUUUUGCAAACCAUAACCGGGAGUACGUUCACAGGUUGCCCAGAAAUAGAAGCCGUCAAAUUUCUUGUCUGUGUCGUUUAGACUGCCAUUUUAUGAUGUCUCUGAAAGCCUCAUAAU